This is a messenger RNA of Eruca vesicaria subsp. sativa (arugula), 1065 nucleotides long. NCBI's taxonomy places the organism in Eukaryota, Viridiplantae, Streptophyta, Magnoliopsida, Brassicales, Brassicaceae. The record is from the annotation of a GenBank genome assembly.
AUGGGUUGUUGUUCGUGUGAUUGCUUUGUCUACUUCGUCCUCUCUGUUGCUUUAGCUUUCAUUGCCGUCUCCACCACUCUACCUCCACCUCCAGAUUCCGACAUUACAAAACCUAACAAACCCAUUCCUCGUCAUCAUCCUCUCUCUUUAAACGCUUCAAAAGUUUUACGUCAAUCCAACUUCAAAGCAAUCGCCACUCUCCUCCACGUCUCCCCUGAGAUCUUCCUCUCUUCUUCUUCUCCCAACACAACCCUCUUCGCUAUUGACGACUCUUUCUUGUUCAAUACGUCAUCUCUUCCUCCUCUGUUUCUGAAGCAGCUUAUUCAAUAUCACACCCUCCCUCUAAGGCUUCCGAUGAAGGACAUCUUAGAGAAGCGUCGAGGAACCUGUCUCCCUACUCUUCUCCGUCACCAAAGCGUCGAAAUCUCCACAGUCGAUAAAGAAUCAAGAACGGCAGAAGUGAAUCAUGUCAUGAUCUCACAUCCGGACAUGUUUCUUGGAGAUUCAUUGGUUAUUCACGGUGUUCUUGGACCCUUCUUUACUCUGCAGCCUCACAUGGAUCAUCUCCCCAAUUCAUCUUUAUGUCAAUCUGAAACAAACAAAACCAUUGUCGUCGAAGAAGAAGCUGACCCGGUUAAGCUAGACUGGACUCGGAUCAUUCAGCUGCUAAGUUCAAACGGGUUUGUACCAUUUGCAAUUGGAUUGCACUCUGUUCUCAACAGAAUCGUUACUGAUCAACACAAGAACAUGACUGGAGUAACGAUUCUAGCCACACCAAGUCCGGUCUCACUGUCAUCUGCCUCUCCGUUGCUCUAUGAUGUCAUGAGACGACACAUUCUUGCUCAACGACUCACCAACAAAGACUUCUCUUCAUUGCCUGAUAAAGCCAUACUCAAGACACUGGAUCCUUACCAAGAUCUCAUAAUUACCAGAAGAAGUGUAGUUAACUCAUCGUCGCCGUGUUUGAUGAUCUCUGGAGUUGGGAUUGUAGCUCCAGAUAUGUUCUCUUCUUCCAACUUUGUAAUCCAUGGGAUAUCACACACUCUAGAUAUCCCACGUGCAUAA